Hippocampus comes (tiger tail seahorse) is the source of this 1450-nucleotide messenger RNA. Its product is annotated as hepatocyte cell adhesion molecule-like. Lineage: Eukaryota; Metazoa; Chordata; Actinopteri; Syngnathiformes; Syngnathidae. The record is from RefSeq and is a predicted model, not a curated record. The transcript is spliced from 8 exons. The coding region runs from base 248 to 1327 and encodes 359 amino acids.
GCGUCACGCGUGGGCACUUGCAGUCUUUAGUUGAGUGACUUGUGUGUGCAUGGGGGGCUUUGGAGUUGAGCUCCGGUCGGGGUUUGUACGCCUUUCGAACGCCGAUUUUGCAAGGGCGGCGUUCGUCCGACGCGCGUCCAGCUGACGUCGUACGGCGUGACGUCAUCAACACGUAGAUUAAAAAGGCGUUGUGACGUCAUAUCCUGAAGCGGUAGGUGGCAAACUGAGCCGGAAAGUCAAUGUGAAGAUGACGACGAUGGCAGAGACUGACUCCAGAGUCAAAAUAAACCCAUGGAUUCUAUUUCUGUCCUGUCUGGAUUUCUUUCACACAGGUGUGGUGCUAGCAGUGAACAUGACGCUUCCCAGCUCUCUCAUCCGAGGCACGCUAGGAGGUGAGGCCCUCCUCUCGGUUGACUACGUCAGCUUCAGCGCCGACCUGCCCGUCAUCAAGUGGCAGCUGCGCCGAGAAAAGUUGUCCACCGUCGUGCAGUCCAUCGGAACCGACAUCGUGGGGACCCUGAGGCCAGAGUACCGGGACCGUAUUCUGAUUUUCCAGAACGGAUCCCUGCUCAUGCACAACUUGAGGUUUUCGGACGAGGGGACCUAUGACGUGGAGAUCUCCAUCACGGAUGAUACAUUCACAGGCGAGGGCAGUGUCACGCUCACCGUGGAUGAGCCCUUGUCCAGUGCCUACAUCCACAUGGAAUCAUCAUCAGUGCUGGAGCGCAGCGAAAACGUGGUCCUCAACUGCUCUCAUGAGGCAGGCACUCGGGCCACGUACAAGUGGAUGAAAGGCGGCAAAGCGCUGGGCAACGACAGCAGGCUGCAGCUGUCACUUGACCACAAGCUCCUCACCAUCACUCGCAUCACCAUGGCGGACGACGACGUCUACAGCUGCGUGGUGGAAAACCCUGUCAGCGCUGUGACCAGCUUUCCCAUCAGAUUGAGUGUCUACAAAAGAAGUUCUAUCUAUAUCAUCCUCUCCACUGGUGGCAUCUUCCUACUAAUCACCUUGGUAACAGUGUGCGCCUGCUGGACACCAUCCAAAAAGUCGAAGAGGCCAACAAGAAAGUCUUUCUCCAGGUUUUAUAACCAACGCACACCAACUUGUCAGACAGUAGCUGAUGAUGCUUCAGAUCUGACACAGUGCAAUGGGAAGAACACGGAGACCUCACUUUACAUCCCGCAGCAAAAGGAUCUUUCCCCAGGUGACUAUUCUAUCAACAGCAUUGGAUCUGCUUUGGAACCAGAGCAUCCUCCCAGCUACACGAAUUACGUUGAUUCUCUGACGCGGGCUACUGCCCACUCCAACCAACUCAAAGUAUAGCUGAACGAUGGAGGAUAUGUCAGAAGAAAUCCUGCAUGGAUUGGGACUCAAAAAAGUCUUGUGUACACUUCUUCCUUCCUUGAGAAGCGUUGUUUGUUCGUAUCAAAAGAUGCAAUCAGAUGA